Molecule: messenger RNA, 6273 nt
Organism: Sinocyclocheilus anshuiensis
Lineage: Eukaryota; Metazoa; Chordata; Actinopteri; Cypriniformes; Cyprinidae
Product: sorbin and SH3 domain-containing protein 2-like
Exons: 26
Coding region: 485-5356 (1623 amino acids)
Cellular component (GO): plasma membrane
Molecular function (GO): GTP binding; protein binding; GTPase activity
Source: RefSeq, a predicted model, not a curated record
UUGGAUGAUGUCUGGAUAAAGUCUCUAUUAAGGACUAACCUCUCGCGUUCGUGACGUGCGCAAGCGUCGCGUCGGUUUGAGUAUGCAAAACGAAUGUGAUCUUGCGUUUCCAUCUCCUCCUCCUCCUUCUGGAGCCGAUAAGGAGAGGCGUUUCGUCAUGUGUAAAGAGACAGUUUUACCGCAAUGCUAUUUCAAUAGCUCUCCAGCUCCGCGCAAGAGCCACUGACCCAAGAGGAAAGGGUGGUGCCGCGCACUGGCAUAGUCAAUGCGCGUUUACGCGUUUAUUUGGAGUCGGCUCAGCAGACAAGAAGCGAGCGGAGCAGGUGUGCGCUUUCAGUCUGGAUUCAGACCUCCUCUCUCUCGUCUUUGACUUUGAUGGACUUACGUGCGGCGCGUUAACUGCGGUGGAUGACUCCAUAUGCGUGCUUAUUGCUCAGGGUGAAAGUGUCCUUCUUCAGAACACAUAUCAGUGGAGAUCUUCAUCAUGAAUACAGAUAGCGGAGGACAUGCUCAUAAAAGAGCAUCCCUGUCGCUCACUCUCUGGCCUGUGAAGAGGGUCCAGAGCUCACCCAACCUGUACACUGCUGCAGGUAGUGAUUCCCAGUCAUCAGAUUCAGAUGCCUGGCGUUCACGCAGUGUGUCUGAGGGGUUAAGGAAUGGAGAUGCCAGCAGCGCGUCCUUGACUGCUAAAGGCUUCCGCAGCAUUAAACACAACCUACAGGAUAAGAAAUCUCCCACACCGGUCCCCUUGCCGCCCCCUCGGAGAGAGAGCUAUCACAUGACCCCUAACCCCCCAUCUUACAGUUCCCUUGCAAUGCUGUCAAACACCUCCCUCUCUUCCCCACAGAGUAAUGAUGUAAUUUCCUCAGGCUCUUACACCAUCCAAUCUAGUGCCACCUCCUCAUACUCAUACUCUAAGACCACCCGAACCUCCACUAGCACCUCUGGAGCCCCCCUCGAGGAGCCCCCCUUGUCCCAACAGGCUAAUGCUAACAGUUUUAUCACUCGGGUUCUGGGGAACAAAUUGUCAUCUUCAAAAUUCUCAAGUGACCAAAUAAAUGCAGCACCUAACAAGAUGAAGAUGAUUAAAACUGACCCAAAGUCUAAAACUAAGCCAAAAAGUACAUCUGCUUCCCCACCUCAAGACCCCACUGCUACUUCUGAAACACACGUAGCUUCUCUCUCCAUCCAGUUAGCUCCUCGCAGUCCAGAACCUCAAGCAGAGACCCAGUCAGGGCUUGAGACUAAAUCCAGGACAAACGCAGUGGACCCCGCUGACCCCAUGCGAGCCCCUGCUGUACCACCAAGACCAGCAAGCAGUUUGGUGCGUGAGUUUUCCCCUGUAAGAGGGAGCACCGGGCCGCUGUCUUCUGGACCGCCCUCCCCGGACCCUUCAGCUCGCCGGUCACUGUAUAGCCGGGCCAGUCAGGAUUCCCCUGACUUCCUGUCAGGGCUAUUGCCCAAAGCCCUGUCGCCGACACCCUAUGCCCCUCUGGAACGUUCCGGGCUAAUGUCGGCCUCACCUGUCCCGUCACCAGUAACCGUGUCAGCGCUGAGUCAUUAUUCAUCAUCCACAGCUGGGCUGGAGGAGCUGCAGAUCUGCGGCAUGGACUCCUCCCCCGCAGGCACACCCACCCCAUCCCCCACACUCAGCCACGCCUCCAACGCCCCUGACGAGCUUCCUGCCGCCCCGUCAGCUGCCACGGGCACUAAUGGUCAGAUGGCAGUGAACGGAAGCUCUCAAUCUCAGAGGCCCUUCUCGCCGCCUGUGUACCCACCUCCACCCCCAACCCUCAGCCCAGGCCUGGUAAAGAUCCAGCAGGGUCGAAGUUCAGAGGGUUCAGAGACGGUGAAGAGAGAGACCGUUUUCUCUGGUCAGACAGUGGUCAGUAGCUCUGUGCCCAUCGCUCGUUUCUCAGAGGAAGAGAAGAAGGUGUCCAUCAUAAAAGCGCCCCAUUACGAAGGCAUUGGACCAGUGGAUGAGUCAGGCAUUCCCAUCGCCAUCCGAACGACCGUGGACAGACCCAAGGACUGGUACAAGACCAUGUUCAAACAGAUCCACAUUAUCAGUGUUGAAACUGUUGAUGACGCAGAGGGUCUUUACUGUCAAGAGCAGAUCAACCGCUCCAUUUACUGGGCAGAUGGUUAUGUGCUCGUCUUCUCCAUCACUGACCUCAACAGCUACCGUACCAUCCAGCCUCUCUACCAACAUGUGCGGCGAAUCCAUCCCAACAGUAACAUCCCUGUUAUCAUCAUGGGAAACAAGAACGACCUGCUGCGUGCCCGGCAGGUCCCGGAUCACGAGGAAAAUUACCCUCCUGUCCAUGCCCACCCACCCCCUCGAACGCACACCUACCGGCCUCUCUCUAGAAAUACCUCAGACAUGCCAGACGGUGCCGCCCACCGGGAGCUCUCGCCAUCUCCCGUGCCCCCUCCACCCCCUCCGAUGCUCUCUCUCGUCCAGCUCCGCUCACGAGACAUGGACAGAGAGAAAGAGUUCUCGCACGACCCUCCAUACCUUGAGAUGUUUGAUUUAAACCCAGAUGACAUAGAUUUAGAGAAUGAGCCUUGGUUUAAAUUCUUUUCCGAGUUGGAGUUUGGACGCCCGCCUCCUAAAAAGAGGUUGGAUUAUAAUCCUGACUACUCCACACAUGCUGUGGCACAGUCAUCCCUCUAUCUCUCACCUUCCAAACUACCUGACGGGACUUCAAGUUCUGCAAGUGACUACAGGAAAAGGCGAAAGUCGGAACCAUCUGUCACUCAAGCCAACACAGGAAGUGAGCAGAAUGCCAGUCAAGUAUUUUCCCGCCCACUGGACUCCAAUAAAGCACAGACACUGAAGAAGCCCACCAUACGUUCCUCGCCCUCCUCACCAUCCAGACCCAAAGCUGGAGACGCUAGUGAGUCACUCUCCUCCUGUAUGAGCUCUCCAGGUAUGGAGCGCCCUUCCUCUCGUCUCUCCUCAGACUCCCUCACUAUCUCCACACCAACCUGGCGUGGCUCCAAGCGCUCCAUCUGCUUCAAGAACGGUUGGCAGACAGGCCGACAUGAAGCUGCGGAGACUUGGAGUAGCGUUGACGAUGAAUCUGUCAUCACUCCUUCAUCACCACGGCUCAAAUCACGCAGCUGUGAUGAUUUGUUGUCUGACGGACAUGGUGCUAAUAAUGACGGGAGAGCGUCCGCUUCUGUGACUACCACUCGCUCUGAAAGUGCAGGUUCAUUGCUUGAUGAAGACGCUCCACAGAAGCCUCAAGUAAAAAGUCUUACCUCAUCUCCCAGGGGGCGCCGACAUCACCGGCGUAAGAUGCCACACGAUGCUCCGGGUUUCCUUCAGCUCUACAAGAAAAUGCACCACAUAGACCGAGAGCAGCUAUUGCCCUCAGAGGUGAUUCGUUCUGUACGUGCACGAAUCCUUGAACUGGAACGGCUACAACAACAACAAAGGCACAACCUCCACGGUUGGGCUCCUUUCGGUAAUGAGGUACCACGACACAUGGUCCCAAACCGUAUAUCGGAAUAUGAACAGCUCAUCCAGAAAUCCAAGUCCAUGCCAGACCUUGGUGACGAAAAUGCCCCAUCAGGCACCACCACACCAGGGUCCUCGAGGGCCAGCAGCUGUCCCAAACGACGCUUUUCUGUGGAAUCACUUUUGGAGGAGGAAGAUCCUCCAGAAAGGGCUCAAAGUCCCCCUGAGGGACAGCCAAGACCGGGACCAGACAGCAGUAGCCUGGUGCCAAUUCAUGGGAAGAACCAGAGGCAGCAUCAAGACUACUCAGACAGUGAGCAGGACGCCUGUGCCUCCGAAAUGAGUGACAUCCACAUAGAAGGGUCUUCACUGUGUAGUGAGAGUGACCUGGAUCAUUGCUCACUUACCUCAUCAGAAAGCUUCUUUGGUUCUGGGCGACAUCACCAUCAUGGUCACCAUCAUCAUGGACACCGUUACCACCGCCACCAUCACCUACACCAGAGUGUGGGUCAGAGUCAAGGUUACCAACACCGCCACCUCAUCAGCUCCUGUAAGGGUCGCUGCCCGGCAUCCUAUACACGAUUCACCACCAUGCUAAAACAUGAGCGACAACAGGAAAGGGCUCGGCAGGAGUCCCACCCUGCCGCUACAUCUCCACUAGCCCAACAGUCACCCAGUGAGUCAGGCCUUUCCAAACUGGCCUUCCUGGUCAGCCCUGUGCCUUUCCGCCGGAAACGAGGCUCCCCGCCAACCCAACGGCGACACUGCAGAAGCGGUCGGCCGAAAUCCAAAACCGCAAUUUAUGAGGCUUUAGAUGUCGCUUUGCAGGACAUUUAUGACCACAUAAGGGCGGAAAGGGGGCAGGGACCAGCAAGAAUGCCAGAUGAUAGCAUAUUGCGGCGGUUAUUGGAGGAGUUGCUACCAGACGUGCCCAAGCGUAGCUCCUCCUUGCGGGCUCAGAGAGGGUCCGGCUCCCCCUCCUCGCUCCAUGUCCACCAGCCUUACCAUGGAGCCCACCAAUGUGCCUCCUACCAGCAGCAACACCACCAUACAGACGCCUCCAACAACAACCAGCAUAAUGCUAAUGCUAAUGUGCACUGCUACUCAGAUCAGGGCUCUGAUACAGGACGUCUCACACCACAAAUCAGAAGACCCACGCCAGAAAGAGAGGUAUCCUCUAAGCAGAUGACCUAUCUUAUAUUGUCUUCUCUCCUCCAUCAGAAACAGUCUGCCAGGGCUAUUUAUGAUUUUAAAGCUCAGUCUGCCAAGGAAAUUUCCUUUAAGAAAGGUGAUGCUGUCAACAUCAUCAGACAGAUUGACAGUAACUGGUAUGAGGGGGAACACAGAGGACGGAUUGGGAUUUUCCCCAUCUCUUAUGUCGAGAAGGUGGCGUCUCCAGAGCGGAGGCAGCCUGUCAGGCCUCCUCCUCCGGCUCAGGUUCGAGAGAUGGGAGAGGCAAUAGCACGAUACAACUUCAAUGCUGACACUAACGUGGAGCUUUCUCUUAGAAAGGGGGAGCGAGUGAUCCUUCUAAGGAAGGUGGAUCAGAAUUGGUAUGAAGGAAAGAUUCCUGGUUCAAACAAGCAGGGCAUUUUCCCAGUGUCCUAUGUCGAUGUGAUCAAGGGCUCUCCUUCCAAGAGCCCCAGUCACCAAGGAGACACGCACACAUAUAGGGCACAUAAGAAAAUGAUGCAGGAUUCUCAGCAUUCAGGUGGUGACCCCUUCCAAGCUGUGUACAACUAUGUGUCUCGUAAUGGGGAUGAGCUGGAGCUGAAGGAGGGGGACGUUAUUGAUGUUAUCGAGAAAUGUGAUGAUGGCUGGUUUGUGGGUACCUCUCGGAGAACCAGGUUAUUUGGAACGUUCCCAGGAAACUAUGUUAAACCGCUUUAACAAAAAGGAAAAAAUGGCACAAAUAUGGCCACUCCAGUGCCUACUGUGUAGGGCCAACAAGGCACUUCACCUUUGAGAAAGUGUGUGUGUCCAUAUGUGUGAGUGUGUUCACAACCACAACCGUUUUAGCUCUGUCAUGUCCACACAGACAAACCACUGAAGUUUAUUUCACUUUGAGCUCUUUGUUUUUGUGCCAUCACAGAGUCUCCUUGCUGUUCCUUCAUCUGCUAUUCUGACAACAGCACAUUCAUUAAUAUUUUUCCUGUUAUAUUGACAUUUUGUUAUUUUCCAGGAUGCACUAGAUCAGUGUUAGUAUGGUGAGGAUUCAGGCAGUAGAUCAGUAUAAAUGGUAGACACCUGGAAAAGUGUGUCUGAGAAGAAACCUCAGGCAUCAGUGUUCAACUGAGUGUGUGUAUGUGUGUGUGUGAGUAUUGUGUAUUAAACAGUACAAAGUUAAUAGCAAUAGAGACCACUGGUUAUUGAUGAGGAUGGAUAGUUUUAUUAAAAUGAGCUAAAGGUGAAAUCAUGGACAGUUAUGAAAUUGCUCAUUCCCCUUGUGUGUGGCCAAAAUAAAUAAGUGAUAAGAACAGAUGUGUUUUAAAAAAUUGUAUAGGUAACAAUACUUUAGCCAUACAGAAUUACAAAAUAACUGUCAUGGAGCAAUUUUGCUAUUGUUGAAGUGGCAAUCAUUCAUAUAGGAUAACGUUCGUAUAAUAAUCAGUGCAUAUUUGUAUAAGUUGUCUUCAAAAGAAAGUGCAUUGACAUUCUGGAAAGUAAAGAUGCUUUUAUGGAAUUUGGUAACAAAUAUUUGAUUAGUGAACUUUUUUCUAAUGUUUACUUGCGAAUUUUAUGAACGGACUGAGUUUUAGAAUUGUAAAGCAGGUGUCAUUGAACCACCUGACGUUAAUACAGUAAAA